CCUCAGCAGCGCGACCGUCACUCGGCUUUGUUUUGCUUCUCGCUUCUCCUCCUCCUUCGCACUGGAAUUACGAAAUCCCAAAAACCGUCCUUUCUCUCGCCCAGUCGAAGCAGCGGCCGUGUGGCGAGUGCCGGGACCUUCCUCUGUGCCCGGGGAGAGGGACAACGAGUGAUAAAUACCGUGACAAGGAGAGAGAGGAGAGAGAGAGAGAGGGGAAGGAGUGAGAGAAAGAGGGAGGAGAGAGAGAGAGAGAGGAAAAAGAGGGAGUGUUGGGAGAGAGAGAGUGUGUGUGUGAGAGAGAGAUAGAGAAGGGGGGAAUAGUAUUUGAUAAUCUUCGCCUCUCCUUACUCCUUUUGGUCGUGUUGUGUGUGGGAGAGAGAGAGAAAGAGAGAGAGAGAGAGAGAGGAGGAGAGAGCAGGACGUCAUUCCGUGAAGCACACAAUGCUGAUGUGAAGCUGAGGAAGGAGCUUCUUGAUUUCCCUUAAUUUCCCCCCCAAGAUGAAGAUGAUAAGCCCUGAUAACAGCAACAACAAGGGAUAAUAACAAGGGACAGUCCCUCGGAGGAAUCUCGACCCAGGACCCGACCGAGGCCAAGAUGACGGCCGCCCCAACCUCAGCUGAUGCAUGUCUAAGCAUCGUCCACUCCCUCAUGUGCCAUAGACAAGGGGGAGAGUCCGAGGGCUUUGCCAAGAGAGCCAUAGAGAGUCUCGUCAAGAAGCUGAAGGAAAAACGUGAUGAGCUUGAUUCCCUGAUUACUGCCAUCACUACCAAUGGCGCACACCCCAGCAAGUGCGUCACAAUACAACGCACUCUUGAUGGAAGGUUACAGGUCGCUGGUCGCAAGGGGUUCCCACACGUUAUAUAUGCUCGCAUCUGGCGAUGGCCGGACCUACAUAAAAAUGAGCUGAAGCAUGUGAAAUAUUGCCAGUUCGCAUUUGACCUCAAGUGUGAUUCAGUGUGCGUGAACCCUUACCACUAUGAAAGGGUUGUUUCACCGGGCAUUGACUUGACUGGCCUAAGUCUCCAGGGCACCUCGACGGGGCAGAUCGUGAAGGAUGAAUAUGGCAUUCGCAUGGACUGCGAAGUUAGUGGUGGCUCAGGAAGUGUUGGGGAGUCAGCAGUGACCCCAGGGCCCUCAGGCAUGUCCACCAUUACACACCAACCCACUGGACCUCAGCAGGGGCCCCCAGCGUCACAGCCGACGGGACAGCAGGGUAGCCCCACAUCCUCACAGGGUGGUGGCCUUCAUCAGACAGUAGUCAGUGCACCGCAACAAACCAUCCCACAUCAUCCACAACAGUCAUUCUCCCUACUGUCACCUACAGGUAGCACCUCAAGUCACAUGUCACAAGGACUUCAGUCCCCCACACCUUCAACCCCAGGGUCACAACAAUUCUUCCCUGACACAGUCCAAACAUCACUGAGUCAGUUGUCUCCACAUCUUCAACAACCAUCUCAGCCACAACAGCAGCCACAGCAACCUCAGCAACAGCUACAACCACAGCAGCAGCCGUUAGACCAGCAGCAACAAUUGCAACAGCAACAGCCGCAGACACAGCAGCAAAAUGGGUUUGGUGUAUUGGGUAGUGGGACAGGUACCUUACCCUCUCAGUUUGGCCAACCGGCUGCAUCACCUCAGCAAGUGCCACAGCAUUCUGUCACACCUCACUCAAUGUCCUCGCAGCCCAACUGGAGUGGGCAAAACACACUGUCUUAUACCCCCAGCAUGGUUAACGAUCGGCAGAAUCCUACCUACUGGGACCAGCAACAAAUGGUACAGGACAUACCACUCUCUACACAACCUGUACCUGAUUUUUGGUGUUCCAUUGCGUACUUUGAACUCGACACACAGGUGGGUGAAACUUUUAAAGUCCCAUCAAGCUGUCCAACUGUGACUGUGGAUGGCUAUGUUGACCCUUCAGGUGGAAACCGCUUUUGUCUCGGAGCAUUAAGUAAUGUACACCGGACAGAGCAGAGUGAGAGAGCAAGAUUGCAUAUUGGCAAAGGUGUUCAGUUAGACUUGAGAGGUGAAGGAGACGUCUGGUUACGCUGCUUGAGUGACCACAGUGUAUUCGUCCAGAGUUAUUACCUAGAUCGAGAAGCAGGUCGCUCUCCGGGGGAUGCUGUACACAAGAUCUAUCCUUGUGCUUGCAUUAAGGUGUUUGACCUUCGUCAGUGUCAUCGCCAGAUGCAGACUCAAGCUGCAACUGCUCAAGCUGCAGCUGCUGCACAAGCUGCGGCUGUAGCUGGCCAGAUAUCAGGUCCUGCAGCUGUUGGUGGGCUCUCUGCUGGUAACCUCUCUGCUGCAGCUGGCAUUGGAGUUGAUGACCUAAGAAGACUAUGUAUUCUUCGCUUGAGUUUUGUAAAGGGUUGGGGCCCUGACUACCCAAGACAGUCAAUUAAGGAGACACCUUGCUGGAUUGAGGUGCACCUCCACCGUGCUCUGCAGCUACUUGACGAGGUUCUUCACACAAUACCGCUUGACGGCCCUCGUCCCCUGGAAUAACAAGCACACGGCAGACGGUGGAAAAGGAGAGCAAGUUAUACUUAUACUUGCAGCCCCUCCGCAUGCAGUUUCCUGCAUGAGCGGUUAAUGGCAGACCCUUUGACACCUGUCGCAAAGUGGCUGGGGAGGGUGUGCAUGCCAUAACGUCAUUUAUAUACGUAAACAUUUAGGAUUCUUUUAAGUGAGAUGUUGGAGAGGAAAAGGAGAAGAAAAAUAUAUACUGCACGACCUUAAUAAUGGACCACGUUGCACAAGGAUUUUACCAUGGCUGAUGUUAGACGUACAUGGUUCACAUACUGUCAUUGUAAGUGAAGCUCCUGUGAGAGUCUGCAAAGGGCAUAUCUUAUUUUUUGCAUAUUUUUACAAUCUGCGGCUAGAGAGAACCGGCACAAGGGUGAUAGUUUUGUUUGCUCAGUGUGAGCUUUGUUAAAUUUACUUUUUAUUAUCAUCAUUACCACUGCUAUUAUUGUUGUUAUUAUUACUAUUUUUAUUAACAUUAUUACAGAAGCAUACACAGUAAAAAGACAGAAAAAGAUGUGA
Molecule: messenger RNA, 3046 nt
Organism: Penaeus monodon (black tiger shrimp)
Lineage: Eukaryota; Metazoa; Arthropoda; Malacostraca; Decapoda; Penaeidae
Gene: Med
Product: mothers against decapentaplegic homolog 4-like
Exons: 14
Coding region: 596-2506 (636 amino acids)
Biological process (GO): regulation of transcription by RNA polymerase II; SMAD protein signal transduction; transforming growth factor beta receptor signaling pathway
Cellular component (GO): heteromeric SMAD protein complex
Molecular function (GO): DNA-binding transcription factor activity, RNA polymerase II-specific; I-SMAD binding; RNA polymerase II cis-regulatory region sequence-specific DNA binding
Source: RefSeq, a predicted model, not a curated record